Molecule: messenger RNA, 1719 nt
Organism: [Candida] anglica
Lineage: Eukaryota; Fungi; Ascomycota; Pichiomycetes; Serinales; Debaryomycetaceae
Source: the annotation of a GenBank genome assembly
AUGACAAUUGGUGUAGUCACUUUAUUAUAUGACCCAUCAUAUUUGCCAGGGGCAUUAGUUUUAGGGGUACUGCUCCUUAAAUUAGUAUCCCUGUCUUCUCUUGAUAUUGAAACUGCAAUCUUAAUAGAUGAACUGAAGUUUACUAAAUAUCAAUUGGAACUUUUACUCGAAUUAUAUGAUGUUUUAAUUCCAGUUCAAACUUUUAGUUCACUGUUACACGAGAAACUUGUAAAUGAUUUACAAAGACCGGAGCUUGCCAAGACAUUCACUAAGGUUGCACUUUGGGGGUUGAGUAGAUACCUGAAGAUACUUUACUUGGAUGCUGAUACUUUACCAGAAUGGAAUCAAGAUCAUACGAUUUUAGAUUUAUUAAAAUUAAGCUUCCCACAAAAUAAAGUUCUUGCGGUGCCUGAUUCAGGGUUCCCAGAUAUUUUCAAUUCUGGAGUUUUUGUAUUACAACCGAAUGCCAGAGAUUAUGAAAACUUAUUAAUCCUUGUGGAAGAAUCACUUCACAACCCUGAUGUAUCAUUUGAUGGGGCAGAUCAAGGAUUAUUGAACCAAUAUUUUAAUCCUCAACCCAAUUGGGUUGUUGAUCUUCUUGAGAAUGAUCAAGGACUUCCUAAUGAUAUUGGAAAUAUUGAAUCAACACAGACAACAAAUUGGAUAAAAAUUCCAUUUGUUUACAAUGUUACGCCAUCUAGUGAAUAUGAAUACCUUCCAGCAUAUAAAUAUUUCACUAAUUCUACCAAUGACAAGGGAGGAGCUUUACCGACAAUUGGUUCUACAUCACCAGUAGACCUUAAAAACCUUGGGGUUGAUUCAAUUGACAAUAAUUCUCUAGAAGUUUCAACUAAGAAUACUUUGAACAGAUAUUCAAGUUCAGCUAAAAAGUACUUUAGAAAGGGCAAUCAAAUUAAACUUAUGCACUUUAUUGGGCCAAUCAAACCAUGGCAUUCAGAAAAGGCAAUUGUACUCCAACACGAGAGUCAUGUGCAUAAGAAGUGGUGGAAUUUAUGGGCUGAAUAUUAUGGUACAGCGCUGUCUGUAGAAAGUGUAGUCUUUUGGGAGAAGGCACUUGGUAGUGAUUCGAAUGCCCACGAAAUGUAUUUCACCAAGGGCCAAGAAUCAGGAAUGAGAAGACAAAAGCCAGUCGUUAAUAAAGUGGAAGAUGACCUUGAAUUGGAGAAUGAACCUCCAAAAGUACUGGCAACAGAUCCUAAUGCAUUAUGUGACCCCAGAUCAUAUGUGAAUACCAACAUUAGUACAACAUCUAGUUCCGAUUCUACAUGGGACCCUACGAAGGAACCUCCUCCAAAGUCACUGGGUCAUGAAAUAUCGACAUUCGGUGAAGGUGUGACGACUUUCGAGAAUACUUGGGACAAGUCACAAGAUCAAAUACUUGAGCUGCGACAAGUGGAAGAAGUUCAAGAUUUACCAGAGAAUAAUGAAGAUAAUAGAAGUAAUUACGAGCCAGAGAGAGUUUUCAAUGAUGUUGAAGGUAUCAUUGAGAGUUCACCAACUUCACAGUCUGAUCAAUUAGCGGCAAAAUUGAGAGAAUUAGUUAUGGAGAGUGAGCAAGAAUUAGAAGAUAAUUACGAGGUAGAAGCGGUAACCCAUGAACAAAAGGAACAAUCAUUAGAACCAGUUCAUAACUAUGGAAAAUUAUUUCCCUGGGAAUACCGAGAAGAGGUCCACGCACCAGAAAGAACUUUUGAAUAA